Messenger RNA from Arxiozyma heterogenica, 957 nucleotides. It is a transcript of the gene COX18, whose product is annotated as membrane insertase COX18. The transcript has a single exon. Gene Ontology annotation, molecular function: membrane insertase activity. Gene Ontology annotation, biological process: mitochondrial respiratory chain complex IV assembly; protein insertion into mitochondrial inner membrane from matrix. Gene Ontology annotation, cellular component: mitochondrial inner membrane. Bases 1 to 957 code for a protein of 318 amino acids. NCBI's taxonomy places the organism in Eukaryota, Fungi, Ascomycota, Saccharomycetes, Saccharomycetales, Saccharomycetaceae. The record is from RefSeq and is a predicted model, not a curated record.
AUGGUGAGAUAUAGUAACAAUAUGUUUUUUAAGCCAUUAAUAUUAAGAAAUUCUCAUACACUUUCCAAAUUUACUUCUUCUUCAGUAAUAUUGAGAAGGACAGAAACGUUGCCAUGGCUAUAUCGACAAAGAUUUCAAGCUUCUAGUGGUAGAACUUACUUUGCAAGUAGUAUAGCUGAUCUUUUCACUACCGCACAUGAAAUAACAGGUAUCUGCUGGGUUGUUUUGAUUCCACUAACAACAUUUACAUUAAGAACUAUAUUUACAUUGCCUCUAAGUAUCCUUCAAAGGAAACGCAUAGUGAAACAACAAGAAUUAAGAAAGAUUUCCCAGAGCAGUAUUCCAAUUGUGAAGUCAAGGUUAGCAUUAUUAGCUAAUCGACAACAAAUGACUCAACCUAGUAAGCCAGUAUUGACACCUGACCAGAUUCAAUUGCUGGCAUUGAAAGAAACCAGAAAACGUGGGAAACAAUUAUUCAAGUCUUAUAAUGUUCCUUUGUGGAAGAAUAUGGUAUUACCAUUAGUUCAAAUUCCAUUAUGGAUUACAAUGUCGUUUGGUAUUAGAAGCUUGACCCAACUAAAAAUUGAAAGAUCUACCAAAGAAUGGUUUGAAUCGUUUAACUAUAAGGGAACUGAUUUAACAGGCCCAUUUUCAGAUUAUCCUUUUAUUGUACCAGUGACAUUAGGUGCAUUAUCUUUAAUGAAUGUAGAAUAUAAUGGGAAGAUGAUGUCCAGAAGAGGUACAGAUAAUGUUGGUAUAGAAGUAUUUAGGGAUGAUCAAUCAAGAAUCAAUCAAGCUAUGAAAAGUAUUUUAAAUAUAUCUAGGCUUGGAUGCAUCUUUAUGAUGGGUGUGUCAUCACAGAGUGCUGUAUUACUCUCUAUAUAUUGGAUUUCAUCCCAACUAUAUUCAUUAAUCCAAAACGUCAUUUUAGAUAAAAUGUGGCCGUAUCGGAGAUAG